AGCACCCGGAAGACCUAGCACACUGGAAACAACGAGCUAGAAGUCGCAGCGGUCAGAAAAUCCCGGCUCGGCAUAACUCCUCAAUUUCCGCAACGACAACUCCAACAUGCGAGCUCCAAUGAUAAGACGGGCGCACUCGGACGUUUCGCCGUUUCCCCUUUCUUCUUCCCUCUCCGGUCCUUCCCCUGCUUCAUCUUCUUCAUCGAGACCGAAGCGCGCACAAGUGAAAAACGCAUGUGGUUAGUAAGAUUGCAAGGGAGGUCAGACGGAUGUCCUCCAUCUUGGGCAAGAUUGCCCCUUCAGACGCGAUUAUAAGAAGCGGUCGUCGAGUUGUUUCCUCCUUCUUUCGUUCUCACCAAUCUUUGACGUUCCCCUUAGUGAACUGCCAACGAGCAUGCAAAAAAUGCGAUGAGGCUCGUCCGUGCUCGCGAUGCGUCAAAUUUAACUUGGAUGGCAGCUGUAAGGAUUCCGAGCGGAAGGAGCGAACCAAAGGUGAAUUUCGUAUGUGUCGCAAGAGUUUCCGAUGCUUUUUUAUGCUUCUGUGGGCGGUGGUUUGUCACAUGCGUGGUGGUCCGUUUGCUGAUCUUAGGUUCUGUUGCCCACGUGUAGGAAUAAAGAGAGGGACGUACAAGCGUCCAUCAUCAACAUCGGAUGUGCGCAGCGAUUCAGAUAUGUUCAACGAUUCUGCGAGCGAACAAGGGCAAAGCAGUGUUUGCGAUGCCCCUCAUACUCAACAUCACCCAGCAAAGAGCGGGAAGACCAUCUUAGCCACUGCAAUGAUCAAAUCUACUCUCCCGUCGCAUGCGUACCGAGUCCACCACUCCCCUCAGUUGGCGAUGGCUGCCGAGUUUGAACAUGUCCAUCGGUCGGUCCCGACGAGUGGGAUCUCCAUGUCGACGCCGCUUCCAGCCUAUCCAUCACUACAACAGUUGCAGCGAACAAAUGCAAGAACGUCCUCAUUUACACCGUCGUCUCUGCCAGGGACGAUCUAUGAUUUAACGGGAGCACAAUCGACCCCACCGUUAUCUGCCGGGACGGAGAGAACAUCAGACUGGAGCAGGAUGCAUAUGCUGGCGAAUAUUUGCGGCUCGGUCCUUGAUGAACAACAGUCGGACUCGAAGCUUCCAUCGGCGUUUGUUCUUCCAGGCGUUGAGAGCCCCGAAACCGGUGCAUUUCUGGAGAUUGCAUCACGCAGCACGUCUGGUUCUCCAAAGGAGACUCUAUCCGUGAAGCGCACGCCACCGAUUGACGCUCUGUCUGCCAACACCAGCGCUGAGUCAAUCGCCACUGGUGUGACCGAACUCUCUGGAUCCACAUUACUGCCGUUCUCGAUCGGCGGCAUAGCCUCGCUGAUUCCACAAGAACCAUUAUCGACUCCGACUUACUUCGACGACCUGCUGUCCCGGCCGUCCUCAAUUGCGAGUCAGACUCAAAUGCCGGCACACUUGCAAACGUACCAUGAUCAUUUCUCGAGCUUUGCGACGCAAGCAACGUCGACAGAGCAGACGCCAUCUUCGCUAUUCGCUCAAUCCAACAUACCCUCAUCGUCAUCUUUCCUCGGCAUGGACACAUACCGUCCUGCGCGUCUAUCCCACCGAAACUCAGCGGAUGUUUCGGCAGGGCUGGGCAGUUACUCCUCCUCCUUGCCGCUGCAGUUCCAAACCACGUCAUCGUCACUACCUCUGUCGUCGUCGCACUUUUCAUCUUCGUUAAGCGCCUUACCGCCACCACCCCCUGGGGCAGCAUUCCGCCGGGCGUGGGAUUCGGGCGAAGGGAGCUUUCAAGAAGCCACGGCACUGCUGAAUAGGUACACCGAGGUGGGCGAGGAAGACGCGGAUGAGGCCGCCAAGCUUGAUGCAACUGCUGCGUACAUGAGCGCUGUUUUGAAACGCUCUAGGGAGCCAUGGUCGGCUUUUUGAUUUUGGAUGGAGCCCUAUAUACCCCGCUUGCGCCGCCCUCUGCGGUACCCUUUGCGACCAUGUGCUUCGUUCCAUGGAUGAUAAGGAGGCCUGGGUGAACGUUCUGAAUAGUUGGAGCUGGGCAGGAGGCACGCAUUCCGAAUCGUUGUGAAAAUCUAGAACAUACCCGGCAAAUCGCUACCCUACUCGUAAACGCCCGACUGAUAUCUGUCGAACGUUAUGAAAAUCUACACUACCCUCCCACACAAAUAUACAGAACUGUUGCUUGUCAUACUGCCGUCCCAUCUUUGUCUCCCAUUCUCUUUCUCCCUCUCUCGCCUCUUUUUUGCACUGCGGCGGUGUCCAGUGAACCUUGUGGUAGCUCGAUUUUUAACGUCUCGAAGCUCGUUCCUCAUCUAUAAGA
Molecule: messenger RNA, 2322 nt
Organism: Fimicolochytrium jonesii
Lineage: Eukaryota; Fungi; Chytridiomycota; Chytridiomycetes; Spizellomycetales; Powellomycetaceae
Exons: 2
Coding region: 270-1919 (549 amino acids)
Biological process (GO): regulation of DNA-templated transcription; cellular response to starvation
Cellular component (GO): nucleus
Molecular function (GO): RNA polymerase II transcription regulatory region sequence-specific DNA binding; zinc ion binding; DNA-binding transcription factor activity, RNA polymerase II-specific
Source: RefSeq, a predicted model, not a curated record